Molecule: messenger RNA, 1593 nt
Organism: Gilbertella persicaria
Lineage: Eukaryota; Fungi; Mucoromycota; Mucoromycetes; Mucorales; Choanephoraceae
Exons: 6
Coding region: 36-1430 (464 amino acids)
Biological process (GO): potassium ion transmembrane transport
Cellular component (GO): membrane
Molecular function (GO): voltage-gated potassium channel activity
Source: RefSeq, a predicted model, not a curated record
UGUGUUUUUCUUUUUUAUACUAAAGUAUCGGCUGUAUGGGUUUAUUUCGGUCAAAAGGGUAUAUUAAAGAACAAAACGACGAGGAAACAGAGCCACUUCAUCAUGGCGAAACAAUAGAGAUGACCGAACCCAGUCGAGUUUCCAGAGAUAUGCCCACACACCCAGACCACCCACUCUAUCGUAAAAUAGGUCAAAUUGCUGAAGAAGGGUGGACUUCAGUGACUAAUUUUGUUGUUCACCCACGCUCUUCAACACAUAUUGAAGUAGAAGACCCAGCACCGUCUAUGCCAGAUAUAGCAAAUGAAUUAAAACGAAAGCUUUAUCUAUUGUUGGAAGAGCCAGCCAGUAGUCAAGCUGCUUUUUGGACAAAUAUAAUUGUUUCGUUCCUGAUUGUUUUUAGUGCUGUCACAACAACCAUCGAAACGAUUCCCUCAUUUCGUUCUGCAAAAAGCAAUCGUGUUUGGUUUCAUUUAGAAUCAACGAUGGUAGCAUUAUUUACUCUGGAAUAUCUACUAAGAAUGUUUGCUCAUUCAGACUCUUUGCGCAUGUUGAAGCGAUUCUUUUUGUCACCACUGUCUAUUAUUGAUUUCAUUUCGAUUAUUCCAUUUUACAUUGAGGUUAUUGCUCAACAUGAUACAACAUACGAAUUUAGAUUUACUAUCUUAAGAUUGUUUCGAUUGUUGAGACUAUUUAAGUCUUACAAAUACUCGAAUGCAAUUGUAAUGACAAUUGAAGUUAUGAUGAUGGCCUUUAGACGAUCAGGGGAUGCCCUGUCUGCCUUAUUCUUUUUCACUGUCACUUGUGUUGUCUUGUUCUCAACAUUGUUGUAUUUUGCAGAACGUGGUAUUUGGGAUGAGACACUCGAGACAUUUGUCGAUUCUCAAGGAUCCCCAAGUUCAUUUGACAGCAUCCCUGCUGCAUUCUGGUUUGUGUUGGUAACAAUCACAACUACUGGCUAUGGCGACAUGGUGCCAACAACUUUUAUUGGUAAAUUAAUCACUUUUCCAGCAAUGAUCUUUGGUGUUUUGUUGAUUGCAUUACCUUCUAUUAUUGUUGGAAGAAACUUUACUGUGGUUUGGGAAGGUAUGAGAAGAAGACAGUUUUCUUCUCGGUUCUCAAAUCCUAUGGGUGGGGAUGAUAUACUUAUGCCACCCCAAAACAAUGCUAGACAGAGCAGCCAAACUAUGCCUCAUCCUACCACUAAUUUUGGCAUUUUACCCAAUCCCAAUGAAGCAGAAAUUUUAACACAAAUAGAAGCCUUGAUGACACUCACCUUAAAAAAUCAAGCGGCCAUUAAUAGAAUUGUCAGUGUGCUGGAGAAACAAGGCACAAUGUCUUCCAAGACAGAAGAACAGAAAGAUGACUAUAUUCCAACACACAAAGGAAAAGAGCCUUUAUUAAAGAAAGACAACAAUCCAUUUGAUGAAUAAGUUUCUUUUUUUAUCAUUAUAAUUACUGUAAUAGACUUUAGUAAUCUAAUCAUAAAAAAAAUAAAAAAGUGUAUAUAUAUGGGGUGUCUAUCAUCUAUAAUACAAGAACAAUAAUCUUAACGAGAUCUAGGCGAAUGAUCAGAUACACUAAAGCAUGUAUGAU